Molecule: messenger RNA, 2055 nt
Organism: Pan troglodytes (chimpanzee)
Lineage: Eukaryota; Metazoa; Chordata; Mammalia; Primates; Hominidae
Gene: TGM4
Product: transglutaminase 4
Exons: 14
Coding region: 1-2055 (684 amino acids)
Biological process (GO): peptide cross-linking
Molecular function (GO): protein-glutamine gamma-glutamyltransferase activity
Source: RefSeq, marked provisional
AUGAUGGAUGCAUCAAAAGAGCUGCAAGUUCUCCACGUUGACUUCUUGAAGCAGGACAACGCCGUUUCUCACCACACAUGGGAGUUCCAAACGAGCACUCCUGUGUUCCGGCGAGGACAGGUGUUUCACCUGCGGCUGGUGCUGAACCAGCCCCUACAAUCCUACCACCAACUGAAACUGGAAUUCAGCACAGGGCCGAAUCCUAGCAUCGCCAAACACACCGUGGUGGUGCUCGACCUGAGGACGCCCUCAGACCACUACAACUGGCAGGCAACCCUUCAAAAUGAGUCUGGCAAAGAGGUCACAGUGGCUGUCACCAGUUCCCCCAAUGCCAUCCUGGGCAAGUACCAACUAAAUGUGAAAACUGGAAACCACAUCCUUAAGUCUGAAGAAAACAUCCUAUACCUUCUCUUCAACCCAUGGUGUAAAGAGGACAUGGUUUUCAUGCCUGAUGAGGACGAGCGCAAAGAGUACAUCCUCAAUGACACGGGCUGCCAUUACGUGGGGGCUGCCAGAAGUAUCAGAUACAAACCCUGGAACUUUGGUCAGUUUGAGAAAAAUGUCCUGGACUGCUGCAUUUCCCUGCUGACUGAGAGCUCCCUCAAGCCCACAGAUAGGAGGGACCCCGUGCUGGUGUGCAGGGCCAUGUGUGCUAUGAUGAGCUUUGAGAAAGGCCAAGGCGUGCUCAUUGGGAAUUGGACUGGGGACUACGAAGGUGGCACAGCCCCAUACAAGUGGACAGGCAGUGCCCCGAUCCUGCAGCAGUACUACAACACGAAGCAGGCUGUGUGCUUUGGCCAGUGCUGGGUGUUUGCUGGGAUCCUGACUACAGUGCUGAGAGCGUUGGGCAUCCCAGCACGCAGUGUGACAGGCUUCGAUUCAGCUCACGACACAGAAAGGAACCUCACGGUGGACACCUAUGUGAAUGAGAAUGGCGAGAAAAUCACCAAUAUGACCCACGACUCUGUCUGGAAUUUCCAUGUGUGGACGGAUGCCUGGAUGAAGCGACCGGAUCUGCCCAAGGGCUACGACGGCUGGCAGGCUGUGGACGCAACGCCGCAGGAGCGAAGCCAGGGUGUCUUCUGCUGUGGGCCAUCACCACUGACCGCCAUCCGCAAAGGUGACAUCUUUAUUGUCUAUGACACCAGAUUCGUCUUCUCAGAAGUGAAUGGUGACAGGCUCAUCUGGUUGGUGAAGAUGGUGAAUGGGCAGGAGGAGUUACACGUAAUUUCAAUGGAGACCACAAGCAUCGGGAAAAACAUCAGCACCAAGGCAGUGGGCCAAGACAGGCGGAGAGAUAUCACCUAUGAGUACAAGUAUCCAGAAGGCUCCUCUGAGGAGAGGCAGGUCAUGGAUCAUGCCUUCCUCCUUCUCAGUUCUGAGAGGGAGCACAGACGACCUGUAAAAGAGAACUUUCUUCACAUGUCGGUACAAUCAGAUGAUGUGCUGCUGGGAAACCCUGUUAAUUUCACCGUGAUUCUUAAAAGGAAGACCGCUGCCCUACAGAAUGUCAACAUCUUGGGCUCCUUUGAACUACAGUUGUACACUGGCAAGAAGGUGGCAAAACUGUGUGACCUCAAUAAGACCUCGCAGAUCCAAGGUCAAGUAUCAGAAGUGACUCUGACCUUGGACUCCAAGACCUACAUCAACAGCCUGGCUAUAUUAGAUGAUGAGCCAGUUAUCAGAGGUUUCAUCAUUGCGGAAAUUGUGGAGUCUAAGGAAAUCAUGGCCUCUGAAGUAUUCACGUCUUUCCAGUACCCUGAGAUCUCUAUAGAGUUGCCUAACACAGGCAGAAUUGGCCAGCUACUUGUCUGCAAUUGUAUCUUCAAGAAUACCCUGGCCAUCCCUUUGACUGACGUCAAGUUCUCUUUGGAAAGCCUGGGCAUCUCCUCACUACAGACCUCUGACCAUGGGACGGUGCAGCCUGGUGAGACCAUCCAAUCCCAAAUAAAAUGCACCCCAAUAAAAACUGGACCCAAGAAAUUUAUCGUCAAGUUAAGUUCCAAACAAGUGAAAGAGAUUAAUGCUCAGAAGAUUGUUCUCAUCACCAAGUAG